AUGGCACACAAGAUGCUUCUUUUGAUGCCCCUGGCUCCUUUGCUGGCGCUGGCGAAGCGCCCCAACAUACUCUUCCUGAUGACCGACAGCAUGGACGGGCGCCUGGUGGAUUUCUCCUCUGUGGAGGCCCAGGCGGUGGAGCUUCCGUUUCUGCGGCGCCUCGCGGAGGAGGGCACCAGCUUCGUGCGGAGCUACGCGAACAGCCCCCAGUGCGUGCCCUCCAGGACCUCCAUGUGCUCCGGGAGGCGCACGGACCAAAUCCGGGCUUGGUCCAACCAGAAGGGUCUGGCGGCCUCCCCGAGCGGUGAGCUGGACGCAAGCUGCGUGAAGUACUACGGGCCAGAGCAAUGCUCGGCCUGGGCCAAGACGCAGAACUACUCCGAGACCAUCUUCUCUGGCGUGGCCAGGUUAGGCUACGGGGUGAGGCUCUAUGGCAAGGUGGACAUUGGCGCAGCGCUGAUGAAUGACGAAGCGGCCGCCGCCAACAUCUCGGCCACUGGCUUUCACGGGCCCGGCCCCGUGAUCGACAUCACCACGCGCGCCGCCGACAUCCGACGGCCAACCAAGAGGGAGCCUUUGUCUAUGACCUCGGACACAAAUAACAAGGUCCACCCGGAGGACUGGAAAACAGUGGAGCGUUGCCGGGAAUGGAUCAAACAGUUGCCGCCUGCUGGGCAGAAUGACGCGCCUUUCUUCCUGCACUGCUCUCUGAACAUCCCCCAUCCAGCAUUCCAGACGAACGCAACCUGGCUGGCCAAGGUCAACGAAGACAAGAUAGUGGUUCCUCAGUGGCCGGCAGGCUUUCCUGAAAGCUGGCACCCGUACGAUAGCUACAUGUCGGUGUCCAAGCAUGUGCAGGAGACAAGCUACACAGACCAAGAUAUCCUGAAGGUCCGCAAGACGUACUACGCAAUGUGUGCCGAGGCGGACUACCUGCUGAAUCAGGUCUGGGAGUCGUUGAAGGACAAGGGCUACAACCUGAGUAACACUUACCUGAUGUAUGUGUCGGACCACGGCGAGAUGAACAUGGAGCACCGCCAGGACUGGAAGAACUCCAUGUACGAGGCCUCCUCUCGCGUUCCUUUUGCCAUCGCAGGGCCUGGCGUCGCAAAAGGGCGGCGGGUAAGGCAGCUGACGUCCCUGGUGGAUGUUUUCCCCACGUUGCUGGACAUGGCCGGGGAGGUCGACUGGUCCAGGCACUCAGAGCUGGCCGGGAAGAGCGUGCUGCCGCUCGCCAACGCGCCCUCCCUGGCGCCCCCGUCGAUGGCGGUGACGGCCGGGGAAGACCGGGCGGUGGUCUCGCAGUACCACUCGAACAUGGGCAACACGGGUUCUUUCAUGGUGCGCAAGGGCCAGUGGAAGUACAUCAGCUUUGGCCACACCUUGUCGGCGUUUUCCCCCGACACCUAUACGCCGCAGCUCUUUGAUGUGGAUGAGGACCCGGGGGAGCUGAGGAACCUGGCCAGCCAGCAGCAGCAGGUGGUGGAAGAGUUGCACCAGGAGCUGAAGAAGCUCUUCGACCCGGAGGAGGUGGAUCGUCAGGCGAAGCAUGAAGAUUAUCAGGUUUGGCAGCGCUUCUUCGUUCCGCUGGGGAAGAAGAAGAUCAUGCGCAAGCUGAAACGCACGUACAAAGGCUUUGACCAGGAGGAUUACAAGAAGCUUCGGCAGUGGCUUCGGGAGGCCUCACAGAUCUUUGACCCGGCGGUGGUGGUGGUCUGA
Messenger RNA from Effrenium voratum, 1719 nucleotides. Lineage: Eukaryota; Dinophyceae; Suessiales; Symbiodiniaceae. The record is from the annotation of a GenBank genome assembly.